Phragmites australis (common reed) is the source of this 2826-nucleotide messenger RNA. RefSeq names its product protein CHUP1, chloroplastic-like. Gene Ontology annotation, cellular component: chloroplast outer membrane. Lineage: Eukaryota; Viridiplantae; Streptophyta; Magnoliopsida; Poales; Poaceae. The record is from RefSeq and is a predicted model, not a curated record. The transcript is spliced from 5 exons. Gene Ontology annotation, biological process: chloroplast organization. The coding region runs from base 811 to 2703 and encodes 630 amino acids.
GAAAUCUCGCCACUGAGCUGUGGAGGAUUAGGAGGAGAAUUUCGCUCUGCAGAUAGGUGUUGCCGAGUAAAAACCGUUUGUCGAAUCGGCAAGAAAUGGACGGGAGAGGGAAAGGAGAGGCCCAGAACCCCGAACAAAGAAGGAAAGGUGGCUGGCCACAAGUGGAUGACGCGUCUCUGCUGUCACUCUCGCUGAAGAAGCAGGACAAGAAAUUUGCAUAUUCCGGCGCCUUUGGGACAAGAACAAGCCAAACGGAACAACCUGAGAGAGAGAGAGAGAGAGAGAGAGAGAGGCUAAUUUUGUCCUGCUUGCUUCUUCUGCGCAGCUGUUUCGAUCUCUCUCUUGGCCUUUUCUUGUUGGUUCUGAGCUGAAUUCGGAGCAUACCAGCCUAAAUUAGCCAAUCUGGAGAUUCUCCCAGAACAAAUUCCCAACCCAAGUUGAGGGGCAGGUUCGAUUGUGAGCCUGGGGUGGGCUGCUCCUCCCGGUCUGUUCGAUUCGACACCAUGGAGAUAUAGCCGGCGAGUUGCAGGGGGGCGGAGCUCGCGUUUCCUGACGCGAUUUCUGGCUUUCUGCAAAGUUUCACCACCCAAGGAUAGAUUCUUCGCCACAAUCUUGCCGUUCGGUUGGAGCACAAAUUUUUUUUUUUUUAGUUUGAUCGCGGCUCCGGUGCUGGCGGCGCAGAAAGAUGCUGUUUUAUGUGACCCCGAAGGUGGGAUUUUGAUCGCCUUCUUGGCUGUCGAUUGGUUUCCCUCGUUGCUGCUGUCUGCAUGCGGAGGAUUCAGAUGUUCUUGGUAAGGUGGUAGUUGGGAAAUGCCCAGGGCUGGAGACUGCAGCAGCAGCGGCGGCGGCGGCGGUGGCGGCGGAGGAGGUGGUGGAGGUGGGCCGAGCGGCGGGGUUGCCAAGGACUUGCCACUUCUUUUCCUCAGGGUGGGCGCCGCCGUCACGCUCUCCGUCGCUGGACUGUUCUUCUCGCGGCAGCGGCGGCCCCGGCAGCUUCUUCUGCCUCCUCCUCCUCCUCCCUCAGAGUCGGACGAUUCCCACAGCAUGAAGGCCGGGAGAGGGCUCAAGGAGGAGCUGAGGAUCCUCAAAAAUGACACCAGAGCAAAAAUCAUCAGUGGAAACUCUGUUCAUACGACCACUACCACUACAACGACCACCACCACAGCCUUAGUGCCUUUGGCCCCCAAAUGCAGAAGCCUUGCUGAUGAUGAAGGAUACCUCCUUCCGGAGUUCAAUGAGAUGGUUCUCAAAGAAUUUGGCCGUGACAUAGGCAACAUCUCAACCACACCUGCACCGAGAGUGAGAGAAGAUGCAUCUAAUUACCAUGAAAUUCACAAGCUUAGGGAUUUGGUGAGAUCACUGCAAGAGAGAGAGAAGACCCUGGAGUUACAGCUCCUGGAGUGUUAUGGUUUGCAGGAGCAAGAUGCUACAGUGAAGGAGCUUGAGAAUCAGCUGAAGAUUAACAAUGUUGAAUCGAAGCUAUACUCGUUGAAGAUUGAAUCUUUGCAGUCUGAAAAUCAGAGGUUGGAAACACAGUUGUCGGAAAACUCAAAGAUAAUCUCUGAGCUUGAGGUGACAAGAGCAAAGUGCAAGCUGCUGAAGAAGAAGUUGGCAUUGGAUGCAGAACAGGCAAAGGAGAAAAUCACUUCCCUUCAGAAAAUGAUGGAUUCGUUGCAGCACAAAGAGAUCAAUGAGGGAAAAGAUAAUACUGAGGUUGAGAAAAAAUUGAAGAGGCUUGAGGAGCUGGAAAACGAGGCAACAGAGCUUAGAGCUGUGAAUUCAAGGCUGCAGCAGGAGAACACGCAUCUUAUUAGGCGAUUGGAGGUUACACGCCUACCCCCUGUACCCAAGCCCAAAAAUAGCAUGGAGGUAAAAGCAUUGGAGGAGGCUGAUCGGUUGAGGCAAGAAAACGAGAAGUUGGCUAAAGAGGUUGAACAGCUGCAGAGUGACAGGUUUGCAGAUGUUGAAGAAUUGGUUUAUCUGAAAUGGAUAAAUGCUUGCCUGCGAUAUGAGCUGAGAAACAAGGAUGCUCCAUCAGGGAAGACUGUUGCUCGAGAUCUGAGCAAGACCCUGAGCCCCAAGUCUGAACUAAGGGCAAAGCAACUGAUAAUGGAAUAUGCCAAUGCUGGUGCGGAGGAGAGUCAUUGGGGCCAUAUUGAGUUUGGUUCAGAAUGCUCUUCCUCACGGGCAUCAUCAGGUGAAUCUGAUGACAUAUCAGUUGAUGUCGCUUCUAUGACAAAGCAGAAAAACCCGAAGAAGAAAAAGUUCUUUUCUAAGCUUCGGAAACUGGUGCUGGGAAAAGGAAAGGAGAACCAUGGUGUUUCUAAUCUGGAGAGGAGAGUGUCUAUUUCAAACUGUUCCUUCGACGACUUCACUGGAAGGGAUUCGCAUGAUAGCUAUUCUUCAUUCAUGGCAGAAACAAACAUACCUGGUAGUCGACAACACGGUGAUCACAGCUUUGGUAUGGACAUCACAAAAUCUAGUCCUCUUAGCACAGAAGUUGGAGAUGAAAGAAGAGAUCAUUCUGGGGUCAAGAGUGUAUCGUUUAGAGAGGAAAGGUCCAGUGGAUUUGGUCACAGUGCUCGCUUUGAUAGCAGUGAGGCCAUACCUGAGGAUGCUGAGAUCCAUAAAUUUGCCGAUGCCCUAAUUACAUCGAGGUCAGGUUCCAUGUCAUCAAGAAGGUCAUCGUCCUUCCGUCACUGACACACGAGUAGCUUAGGAUUCAUCUGCUGCCGGCUCAUCAGCCUGGAUGUAUAUUUGCACCAGUUCUUGAUGGGAAAGUUAUAGGAGAUGUUACUGGAAUAAAGUGCGCAAGACUUCAUUCUU